Molecule: messenger RNA, 3345 nt
Organism: Athene cunicularia (burrowing owl)
Lineage: Eukaryota; Metazoa; Chordata; Aves; Strigiformes; Strigidae
Product: protein FAM83D-like
Exons: 3
Coding region: 12-1244 (410 amino acids)
Biological process (GO): protein localization to mitotic spindle; positive regulation of cell cycle G1/S phase transition; regulation of ERK1 and ERK2 cascade
Cellular component (GO): cytosol; mitotic spindle pole
Source: RefSeq, a predicted model, not a curated record
UUGCCCUUGUGAUGGAUUCCUUCACGGAUAUUGAUAUCUUUGGUGACCUUCAGGAUGCCUAUAACAACCGCAAAGUCCCUGUCUAUAUCCUUCUUGACCAGGACUUUCUACCCCAUUUCUUGGAAAUGUGCAAGAAUUUGGGGGUUUGUCCUGAGCAGGAAAGUAUGAUGAGAGUUCGAACUCUCACAGGGAACACAUACUACAUGAGGUCAGGUGCCAAAAUUGUGGGGAAAGUCCAUGAGAAGUUCAUGUUAAUUGAUGGCAUUAGAGUGACAACAGGCUCCUACAGUUUCACGUGGUCCGAUGGGAAACUGAACAGCAGUAACUUGCUGCUAUUGUCAGGUCAAGUGGUUGAACACUUUGACCUCCAGUUCAGGAUUCUUUAUGCCCAGUCGAUGCCCAUCAGCCCUAAAUGGCCGUCCAGCUGCAGGAACAGUGGGAUAUUUGAUCAUCUGAUGAACAGAAUAGAGUCCCCCAAAGAAUAUACUGUGGAAGACAAUUUGAGAGCAGAAUUUGCUAGAUUGUCUAGUACACCAAAGAAACCGUUGAAAGAACUAGAUCUGGCUGAAGAUACUCCUGGAGGCCAACCUUGUAAGCUGGGGCGUUCUUGCCUCUGUGAAGAGGAGUGGUUCAGUGAUCAAGUGGCCAUAGUUGAACGGAAAAGCACAUCGACUCAAACUGGCCCAUGGGAAGAGAAGCCUGUAGUGACCACGUGUAAUGCUGCCAUGCAGGCUGCUGCUGUAACGGCAGAAACUGGCACUCAGACAUCUGUCGCUGCUAGAGUGACGGGCACCCAGACUUCAGUUUUGCUGAAGGCUGCAGUGACACAGACAAAGGAAGAUGAGUACACAGAAACACCCCUGCUUCACAGAAAAUUGUCAAAAGAAGGAUCUUCUCUGUCUGGAAAGGCUGUAUCAAGUUCUAGUCUGCGAUCACUGUCUUCGUCAUCAUCCCAGUGCUCUCUUGCAAGCUCUACUGGCUCACUGUCUUCUCUCCGGUCCUUUGAAUAUUCUGGCAGUCACAGGGCAGAAUAUUUCCAAAAACUGCAUAAAGAGAGGCAAUUCCACUACUCUACUAUCAGGUCGAAGCUUAGCCACAUGGUGGAUAUCCUAUCCAGGAGGGGACGUGCCCCUGACAACUACGUGACCCAAUACACCGGAAGAUGCAAUCUAAAACAGAGGCGUGACAUCAGUGCCAGCCUGCGCAGCCUCCGGGACGUUUCACUCUUUUCUCUGCAUAAAUGAUUGCUGCACUGAAUGCAGAACACAAAAGGUCCAGUCUCAAAUUACAGUCACUUUGUACCUGAUGAUUCUUCCACUUCCUUCCAGCACUUUUUAUCUUUGAAUACAUGUGUACAUCACUCUCCACCACUUUGUUUUAUACUAUGCAAUUUAAGCAAUAAAAAUAGAGGGGUUUAUUUAUAUUGUAGCUACUUGCAUGUUCUUAUAUUCAUGAGUAGUGAAGGUUCAUUUUAAUUCUGGAUGUUUAACCUGAAAAGUCAGCUUGUUACUGCUUUCAGGGGUUGCUGAUGCUCUGGCUUAACUUAUGUAAACUUGGAAAAAUCUGAGUCAGGCUGAUCUUGCUCAGAGUGGUUUUGGAGAUUUAGCUUACAUCAAGGUAUACUCAAUUCUCUUUUCUUUUUAAUAUUGGCUUUUAUUUCUACUUUAUCUUUGGCAUGGGGGAAAACAACUUUUAUAAGGAGCCAUAAAGCUAAUUUUGUUCUGACUUCAGUGAUCUAUACAUUACUCUUCUACUAAAGUUGUGAAGGGUCUGUUGGAACAGUUGCAGGUUUUUAUCUUCAACUGUAUCCUUUUCAUUGUUUAAGCCUUCUGAAAUGGACUGAGCUAACUAGCCCUUCAGUUUGAUCAUCCUUUCAUGCCUUUGUGUAAAUACAUGUAUAAAAAUGUGUGUGUGUGUGUAUAUACACAUCCUCAGAAGAGCAUCUUUUUAAAAGCAAGCCCUGGAAGUGGCAGCUUAGCACUCCAAGAUAGCUGUACCCAUUUUAGGUACAACCCUGAUGUAAAUGUUUCCAGUGUUCGGAACUAAAAGCUAGAUAUAUUGAACCUGUAAGACCUGGGAAUGUAUUGCUGAAGUGUUGAGUUUUUGUGUUUGUGAGUGGGAGAUGGGGUGAUACCUGGGGUUUGGUGUCAUGAUGCAGCACAUCUGUUGUACUUCUUUUGGGAUGAUUUCAAAGAACUUUGUCUUUUGUGCAACUUGUUACACAGAAUUAGGACUCUUAUUCUUAGCUCUGUGAAAUGAGCUUCCAGUUCUGGCUGGGCCUAGGAAUGUCUGAACCAUCUUGCUUCCAUUAAGAGACUUGUAAACAGGUUCCUUCUUUGGAAUGAACUUGGGUGAGACAGUCACUGAGGGCACGUGACAAAGCCCCUGUUCAAAAGUAAACUGACAAAUGCACUAUGAAAUAUUAUGGGUUAUGUUUGCUAAUAUUAUAGUACAAGAGUGAAAAAAAAAUUUGUCUCCUUAGACUGUCCUAUGUGAAAUAGUCUGUUUCCUGCUCUAUUUAUCCUUUAUCUACUACUAACUUGGUUUGAGGAGGUGAAGUGCCACUCUUGCUUUUGAAAAUACUCUUUCAACAUUAAAUGGAUCUUAGGUUAAGUUGCUUUGUAGAGACAUUAUCCAAAUAUUUGUUAGUGGUAUGCUGUGCAUAUGUGCACAUGUCUGUGCUUGCUGGAUCACUUAUCUGAGCAGUGUGUGGUUUCUCUCAGCUCUAAACUGUACUGUUUUUCUUUAGACCUGCAUCCCAGUACUUUAGUGACCAACCAGGCUGAAUUCUGCCAACUCAAAUCAGUAUGGGGUAUGUGUUUUCUUCUUAUUUUUGGGCCUGUGUGUCCAGUAGAUGGCACAUUUCAGCUGUUGCCUUGAAUAUUCUCCUAAACAGUAAUGAAUGGGUGAAUGAAUGGAAAAAUAUCCAAAACUCAAAAAGGCUGAAACUUCAGUGCAGAGAGUAACUAACUUUGGCAUUUCUAUCUUUAGAAUCUAUAUGGACAAAAAGGUUUAGCUGCUUUCAGCGCUUGGAUUUCAAAGCAUCUGUGUCUUCCCUAAAGCUGUAAGGCAGAUGUAUGAAGAGGUGCAGGUGGGGAAAAAAAACUUGUUUGCACUUGUUUAAAAAGACGGGAUACUUUUUUGCCUUAUCCCUGGAGCUGAAACACCAGGAGCGAAGCAAGUUGCAGAGAGGGAGCCACAAUGUGCCUUCAAAGCCAUUCUCGAGUUGCGUUUUUAAGAGCCUGUGUUCAGCAGUGCUUGAAUGUACCUAAGUACACGAUGAAUACACACAGAAUGUAUGUGAGAUCAACCUGUUGGCUCGAUGUGCUUUUUAACUUUAUUACA